Molecule: messenger RNA, 2667 nt
Organism: Syngnathoides biaculeatus (alligator pipefish)
Lineage: Eukaryota; Metazoa; Chordata; Actinopteri; Syngnathiformes; Syngnathidae
Exons: 16
Coding region: 1400-2308 (302 amino acids)
Biological process (GO): cytolysis in another organism; monoatomic cation transport; pore complex assembly
Cellular component (GO): pore complex
Molecular function (GO): channel activity
Source: RefSeq, a predicted model, not a curated record
CGACAGCCUUGAUGUGACGACGCAAACAGUAAGCCAAAAUGUGAGGUAUCCGUGAGCUUCCUGUAGAGCUCGUGCACGUGAUGUCGCCAUUUUCACGGCGCCGUAUUGGUGUGGGGGACAUCGAACCGGAGAAGAAUAUACACAAUGCCCGAGAUUACGCGUGCUCUUGGUUGUUACAACGGACGAGGCAGAUAUUCAAAUAGAUCAUUUUGUGGAAUACCAGCUGAAAAGACGAGAAAAGAUCGAUGGAAUUUCGUCAUUAAACCUGAUGGAUGGUGCCCAACCGAAUACACACGACUGUGUAGCGAUCACUUCACUUCUGACCAGCGACGCACCCUGAAGUCACCCGGACGGGGAAAAAGGAGCUCCUCAUCAGCCGUCACCUCUUGUGAGAUGAAAAGGCCUCGCAAAGCAGUUCACCACCCGGCGAGACCGAGCUCAGCCGCCUUCAGACGUGUUUGACAGAAGUGGCAGGAAGUGCUCGUCGGAGGUGACGAGGGAGCACAACUCGUGAGCAUUUGGCACUGCCACAGAAGAAGACCUCAGUGCUACCCGGGAUGUUUUGGCACAACGUGGUACUACACGGACGGCGUGCAACUCCCAAGGAAAAUUAAAUCCAAACAAAGUGAAAGUUUGACAACCGCCUGGACUGGAUCGCGGUCAACUUCCGAGGCUUUGCGGUAUUCGGCACGUGAAUUAAACGCGGAGAGACGGACAAUGCAGGCGUGGUGUCGAGAGAGAGAGAGAAUAUUUCCUUGUUGAAGGAGGCGGCGGCGGCGGUGGCGGCGGCGGAGGUGGCGGUGGGGACGUCGGUGGCGCCUGUUUGCUCCUGACACCUGCUGCCUCGACCUGCCAGUCACAUCGCAAGCAAAGGGAUCACCGGGGGGAGAGGACAAAUACGAAGAAGACGAGCACAAAGACAACGGAGAGCGAUCCAGAAUGAGCUCAAUUGAUCUUCUGGAGUCAUUACUGCCACUCUUCAAUGUAUUAGCCGACUGCCUGAGAUGUGCAGAUGAGCGCCGUCCUCUCGCCCGCCUGACGGCGCGACUGAAGCCAAAAGGACGUCCCCCGACGAGGGCGAGAGGUGGAGCGCAGAGGGGGAUCACCCCUCCCCCCUCCCCCACAUAGAGAAGCGGUACAGUCCCACCCGCCCUCCGUGAGAGCAUCACGGCACUUCAUUUAAAUUCUGCAAGGAGACAUCCCAUAAAUCAUCAGCAUUCUGACUAAUGGCUUCUCCGUUGAGGGAAAACUCGCAGCUCCCUACCUGGGGACGAUGGUGUCUGCUCUAAAAGGUGAGGACGUGCCGGGCGAGCGGAGAACCAGAACCAGAACGACGUCGCUUCUGGCUGGAGAGGCGCUGGGGGCGGAGAUACUAAUAACAUAAAAGAGAAGAAAUGAAAUGAUGUUAUUCACUCAUCAGGUAUCGUUUGCGACCAUCUGCCGACUUGAAGCUGCCCAAGAUGAAGGCUCCCCAACAGCUGCCGCCACGUCACAUAUGCGAGGGGAAAAAAUGCGUUUCGCCUGGAAUAUUCUCCGGCGUCGGUAUUCCCGCUGGAAUCCCGAGCCAGCCCCCACCUGCAGCCGCACGCCUCACGUUGGGGGGGGGGGGGGGCGCGUAUGCCGCCCCCUCCCCUGCAAGUCACAACCCGACACGUCCCACCGAGACGUCUGCGGUUCGUCGCGAGCGAAUGGAGGAGCUUGGUCGGGAGAGCAAACAGACGACGACGACGACGACGCCGCCUCACACAAACCGUCCGAAUCCCUCCAGAAAGCCACCAUGCAGACGGCGGAGGCCCUGUCGGCCACGCUCGCCACCAACAGGAACUGCUCCUUCGAAAUCACCAACGUCAGCUCCGUCUACUGCCUCGUGAACCCCAAGGUGUACAUGUCCAGCGGCUUCUGCUGCCACCCGCCGCAGCCCACCGUCCGCAGCGCGCGCACCGAGCUGUGCUCCUUCAUCAAGGACGACCACACGGUCACCGGCGCCGUGGGCCUGCUGACCUACGACCUCUUCCACAUGCAGGGCCGCGCGUGCUCGCAGCGCAUGGCCGUCAUGUUUUCCGUGCCCUACGACCGCAACCUGUACAAGAACCGGCUGGCGGUGGGCGUGUUCGAGGCCUCGCGCGCCUGCGACAAGAAGCUGUACGAGCUGAUGUACGACGGCAAGGAUACGGCCAACUUCAGCCGGGCGGACGCCAGCGGCUCCGGGGUGGUCUACGGCACCGACCAGGUGGACGUCAGGGCCACCAUGUCCACGGUGGGCAAAGCCAUUAUUAAAUUGGAGUUUUACGACCAGUUGAGUCGUUAGCUUUUGUUUUGUUUUUUUUGCUCAGGCGCUUUUGGUGCCUCAAAAGUCAAUUUCAAUUCAUUUUCCAUGCAAGAAAUAAUCCAUUCAAUUCAUUUCCUAUCGCGGGUGUCCUCAUUGGCUGACUCCGGGCAGGAGGCGGAGUCUCAGUGACUGUUUUCUUUGUAAUUUCUCCAUCAUUAAUAUGUUAAAAAGCGAAGGCCAGACAAUAAAAACUGCCACUUUCGAAGCAAUAGCGAGUUGCUCGACCCGCAAAUCAUACGCCUUCCGAGGCUCUGGUGUAUCCCCGAAAAUGACAAAUUAAUAACAAAAGUGCAUUUGAAUUGUGCCAUCUUAAAGCUCCUUUGUAAUGUGCCUUCAAU